[Candida] anglica is the source of this 2499-nucleotide messenger RNA. The record is from the annotation of a GenBank genome assembly. Lineage: Eukaryota; Fungi; Ascomycota; Pichiomycetes; Serinales; Debaryomycetaceae.
AUGGAUCGUAUUUGGCAAAAGGCAUACGAUAAGGCACGCAAGCUUGUUGAGAAAAUGUCUAUUACAGAAAAGGUUAACUUAACUACGGGAACAGGUUGGGGUUCCGGUCCUUGUAUCGGAAAUACUGGAUCUGUUCCAAGACUUGGUAUUCCAGAAUUGUGUCUCCAAGACGGGCCCAAUGGUGUCAGAUUUACUGAUUUCGUUACCCAUUUUCCUUCAGGACUUGCUGUUGGGAGUACUUUCAACAAAGGUUUGACUUAUUUAAGAGGUAAAGCAUUGGGUAGAGAGCACAGUAAGAAAGGGGUUCAUAUAAUGCUUGGCCCCACGGUUGGUCCAAUUGGUCUUAAAGCAGCAGGGGGAAGAAAUUGGGAAGGGUUUGGUACCGAUCCUUACCUUCAAGGGGUCCUUGGUGCUGCAACUGUUGAAGGAAUACAAGAUGAAGGAGUAAUUUCCUGUGUCAGACAUUUGGUUGGUAAUGAGCAAGAACACUUUCGUCAAGUUGGUGAGUGGGACGACGAGGGUUGGGAUAAAUUGCGCAGGUCUUUAAGCGCAAACAUCGGCGAUAGGGCUAUGCAUGAGGUAUACCUUUGGCCAUUUGCCGAUACAAUUAGAGCAGGUGCUGGUAGUAUAAUGUGUGCGUACAAUCAGUUGAACAAUACCUAUGCAUGCGAGAAUUCAUACUUACUCAAUUAUUUAUUGAAGGAAGAACUAGGGUUUCAAGGUUUUGUUGUAUCUGAUUGGGGUGCUCAACACACUGGAGUAUAUUCCGCUUUGGCAGGUCUUGAUAUGACUAUGCCUGGAGAGUUGUUUGACGACUGGCUAUCUGGAAAAUCACUCUGGGGGCCACUAUUAACAAGAGCCGUAUAUAACCAAACUAUCCCACAACUGAGAUUGAACGAUAUGGCAAUUCGUAUCCUAGCACCUUUUUUAGCGGUCGAGGCAUGUUUUCUCCCAACUGAUGAUGAUCUUCCAAAUUUCAGUUCUUGGACUCAUCACACAUUCGGACAACAAUACCCUUACCAACACUAUGGUCCAAUAAAGCAACAGAACUGGCAUGUGGAUGCUCGCUCAAAAUUUAGUGAUGAUAUUGCAUUAAAUAUUGCAAGAGAAGCAAUCGUAUUACUUAAAAAUGAUGGGCACAAUUUACCAAUUGCAAAAGCUGAUGGGAUCAGAAGGAUUCUAGUAGCUGGUGCAGGGGCUGGACCUGACCCUAAAGGUUUUAAAUGUAAAGAUCAAAGAUGUGUUGAAGGCACUUUGACUUCUGGUUGGGGCUCAGCAGCUGUAACAAAUCCAUAUGUGGUAACUCCUUUCGAAGCGAUAGCUGAGAAAGCACGAGAGCAAGGUAUGGUAGUUGACUACACGUCGGACGUGUGGGAAUUUGAAAAUGUUGAUGAACUCUCAGACUAUGCAGACAUGGCUAUCGUAGUUGUUGGUGCGAGCUCAGGAGAGGGAUAUAUCGAAGUGGAUGGUAAUUUUGGAGAUCGAAAUAACUUAUCCCUUUGGAACAAUGGAGACGAACUUAUUUGCCAUAUAGCAGAAGGGUGCCGUAAAACUGUGGUGGUGGUGAAUUCUGUUGGUCCAGUGAAUAUAGAAAAAUGGAUAGAGAUGGAUAAUGUCGUUGCAGUUUUGUACGCUGCCCCCUUAGGACAGUUUGCAGGACAAGCAAUAGCUGAUGUAUUAUUUGGAGAUGCAAACCCUUCUGGGAAAUUACCAUUCACGCUUGCAAGGAAGAAGCUGCACUACGUACCUAUUAUAACAGAUAUUUCAGAAAGAGAUGAUCCACAAGACAACUUUGAUCGUGAUAUAUACUUGGAUUAUAGAUUUUUUGACAAACAUAAUAUUCGACCCAGAUAUGAAUUUGGGUAUGGGCUAUCAUACACUAAUUUUGUUCUUUGUGAUUUGAAAAUUGUUGAAGUCUGCCCGCCUUCAGAAUAUUUACCAUACCCAGAGGAAUAUCUUCCAGUUUAUAAUACAUGCGAGGAUGACGUAUGCGACCCUGAAGAUGCAUUAUUCCCACAUGAAGAUUUUGCUCCUGUUCCAGGCUUUAUUUAUCCUUACUUAUACAAUGACAACAUUCGGUCGCUAGAAGAAGAUGAGUGUUUCGAAUACCCGAAGGGGUAUAACCCAGACCAACCAGCUAGUCCGCCCUUAGCAGGAGGUGGUCUAGGUGGUAAUCCAGCUUUGUGGGAUGUACUUUACGAGGUUAGUGCAGAGGUGAAGAACGAUGGUAAGUACAAAGGAGGCUAUGUUGCACAACUUUACAUAGAGUUGCCUAGCACGUUGCUUCCAUCUCCGCCAAAAAUUUUACGGGGAUUUGACAAAGUCUUCUUAGAGCCAGGAGAAAGUAAGAGAGUGACUUUUGAAAUCUUACACCGGGACUUGUGUAUUUGGGAUACACUUUCACAGCAGUGGAUCAUCCAAACUGGUACGUAUACCUUGUACGUAUCGAGUUCCAGUAGAAAGGUUGAACUCUCAGGUGAGAUUGAUAUUGGAUGUUAA